Molecule: messenger RNA, 4478 nt
Organism: Heterobasidion irregulare TC 32-1
Lineage: Eukaryota; Fungi; Basidiomycota; Agaricomycetes; Russulales; Bondarzewiaceae
Exons: 15
Coding region: 37-3765 (1242 amino acids)
Biological process (GO): actin filament organization; vesicle transport along actin filament; endocytosis
Cellular component (GO): actin cortical patch; cytoplasm; plasma membrane
Molecular function (GO): ATP binding; actin filament binding; microfilament motor activity
Source: RefSeq, a predicted model, not a curated record
GAGGGCUUCAAAAAGAAGCAAGUCGGUGUUUCUGAUAUGACGUUGCUUACCACUAUUAGCAACGAAAGCGUGAAUGAGAAUUUGCAGAAGCGGUGGACCAGUGGAGAAAUCUAUACCUAUAUCGGAGGAGUUCUAAUUUCAGUGAAUCCGUUUCGAGAUCUGGGCAUAUAUACCGAUGACAUUCUGAAGAGAUAUCAGGGCAAGAACCGCCUUGAAGUCCCUCCACAUGUCUUUGGUAUCGCGGAGUCUGCCUAUUACAACAUGAAAGCCUAUACCGACAAUCAGUGCGUCAUUAUAUCUGGGGAAUCCGGUGCAGGCAAAACAGAAGCUGCGAAGCGCAUCAUGCAAUAUAUCGCUGCUGUGUCGGGAGGAGAAGACAGUAGCAUUCAGCAAAUCAAGGACAUGGUUCUGGCUACAAACCCUUUGCUUGAGAGUUUCGGUUGUGCUAAGACCCUUAGGAAUAAUAACUCCAGUCGUCAUGGAAAAUACCUAGAGAUCAUGUUCAAUGAUCAUGGAGAGCCUGUUGGUGCUCAGAUUACGAACUACUUGCUGGAGAAGGCACGCGUCGUUGGUCAAGUGCAAAACGAGCGCAAUUUCCACAUAUUCUACCAAUUCACGAAAGCUGCCUCGGACGAGCAACGUGAAUCGUUUGGACUCCAGGGACCAGAAGCUUAUGCGUACACGAGUCUCAGCAACUGUCUGGAGGUUGAAGGCAUCAGUGAUGAGCAUGACUUCGCGGAAACCAUUAACGCAAUGCGGAUCAUUGGCCUUAGCGAUCACGAGCAAAACGACAUCUUUCGCAUGCUCGCAAUUGUUCUCUGGCUGGGGAACAUUCAAUACGAGGAAAUGGACGAUGGGAACGCUGCUAUUUCGGACACUAGCGUUGCAGACUUCAUUGGUUACCUCAUGGAGGUCGAUAGUACCUUGGUGCAAAAGGCCCUCACUACGAAAGUUGUCGAGACUCAGAGGGGAGGUCGUCGAGGAUCCGUGUAUGAUGUUCCUUUGAACCCCUCACAAGCAAGCUCAGGGCGAGAUGCCCUCGCGAAGGCUAUCUAUAAUAAUCUCUUCGAGUGGAUCGUCUCCAGAAUCAACGUAUCCAUGAAGCCAAGAGGGUCAGUUGCCCAGAUCGUUGGUAUCCUGGAUAUCUUCGGGUUCGAGAUCUUCGAGGACAAUUCGUUCGAGCAACUGUGCAUCAACUACGUGAACGAAAAACUCCAACAGAUUUUUAUCGAACUCACACUCAAGACCGAACAGGAGGAGUACGUUCGCGAAGAGAUUAAGUGGACGCCCAUCAAAUAUUUUAAUAACAAGAUCGUAUGUGACCUCAUCGAGGAACGCCGACCUCCAGGCAUCUUUGCAGCCCUCAAUGAUGCUUGUGCUACUGCGCACGCUGAUCCCACGGCGGCAGACAAUAGUUUCAUGCAACGAACUGCUUCUUUGUCAUCGAAUCCUCACUUCGAAGCUCGCGGGACACAGUUCUUGGUCAAGCACUAUGCUGGGGACGUCAUGUACAAUGUUGCAGGUAUGACAGACAAGAACAAGGAUGCUCUUAUCAAGGAUCUGUUGGAUCUUGUUGGCUCGAGCGGAAAUCAAUUCUUACAAUCUCUCUUUCCCGACCGACCGGAUCCUAACAGCAAGAAGAGGCCUCCAACAGCUGGCGACAGAAUCAAGGCAUCCGCCGGGGCCCUUGUAGAGAAUCUCAUGCGCGCUCAACCAUCGUAUAUUCGUACGAUUAAACCGAAUCAAAAUCGUAGUGGCACUGAAUACGACACGAAGGCCGUUCUUCAUCAAAUCAAGUAUUUGGGUUUGCAGGAGAAUAUUCGAGUUCGUCGUGCCGGUUUCGCUUACCGGAAUACAUUCGAGAAGAUGGUUGAGCGCUUCUAUUUGCUAUCGCCUAAUACAUCCUACGCCGGUGAAUACACGUGGACGGGCGAUGCACGAACAGGCUGCGCAAAGAUCUUGACGGACACAGGUAUUGCUCAAGAGGAGUGGCAGAUGGGCGUCACGAAGGCUUUUAUCAAGAAUCCCGAAACACUCUUCGCCUUGGAAACCAUGAGGGAUCGUUACUGGCAUAACAUGGCAGCCAGAAUUCAGCGCGCGUUCCGUAACUAUCUGCGGUACAAGAAUGAAUGCGCUAGGCGUAUCCAACGGUUCUGGAAGAACAAUAAGGAAUCCAUUGAAUAUGCGCAACGUAGGGAUUAUGGCCACAAGAUCUUGGCAGACAGGAAGGAGCGGAGAAGGUUUAGUCUCCUCAGCUAUCGUCGAUUUAUGGGUGAUUACCUCGAUGUGAAUGGCCAAAGCCCAUUGGGAGAGGAGUUGAAAUCCGUUUGCGGCAUUGGAGCCGAAACGGUGACAUUCAGUUCGAGAGCUCAGCUUCUGGUGUCCAAGCUUGGUCGCUCUAGCAAACCUAGCCCACGUUACCUUGUAGUUACAAGCAAAGCAGUCCACAUCGCCAUCACCAGUAUCAAAGACGGCCAAGCGCAAACGACACUUGAACGCAAGAUACCUCUUGUCACUAUACAGAGUAUCGCUAUGUCCAACCUGCGCGAUGAUUGGAUGGUCUUCAACCUGACUCCUUCAGAAGAAGGCGAUCCGAUCAUCAGCUGCCUUUUCAAGACCGAACUAGCUGCUAAUCUGCUUCAGCUUACUCAAGCUAGUAUCAGCAUGCUGAUCGGACCAACUAUUGAUUACGCCAAGAAGAAGGAGAAGCGUGCCCAAAUCAAGUUCUUGAAAGACGAAACAGUACCCAGGGAUGAUCAGUACAAAAGUCAUACUGUACACGUCCCUACCGGUGAGCCCCCAAACAGUAAAUCGAGACCCCCCGCAAAGAGAAAGCCCGGCGUGGUGCGUCCAAUCACUUCGGGUAAAUUACUGAAGAAGGGCGGUCCUUCCAAGCCCACUGGAGCGUCAAGACCAAAGCCUGCUGCACAACCUUUACCAGGAAAGUCUAAACCUGCCGCGGCUGUUAAGCCUGUCAUUGCUACGUCCACCGCGUCCUCCACCGCACCCCGUGCACCCCCGCCGCCGCCCGGUCGUGUGGUUGUCCCUCCUGCACCACCAGAACCUGAGGUGCCUUCGUACCGCGCUAAGUUUGCCUUUGACGGACAGGAAGGCGAGAUGACAUUAGUGAAGGACGACCUGGUUGAGCUGCUUGAGAAGGACGAUAACGGCUGGUGGCUAGUGAAGAAAGACGGUGUUGAAGGCUGGGCGCCUAGCAACUACCUCGUUCUCGUCCCUGCUAAACCUAAGUCCGCUUCUGCUGCUCCUCCCCCACCCCCACCCCCUCCUGCCAGCCGUCCAGUCCCUGCCGCUACGACUCCCGUCGCCAAACCCGUAGCAGCACCUGCGCCCAAAGCCAAAGUUGCCCUACAGUCCGUCACCGCCAAUGUCAACGCCAAACCUGUGUCCGUUUUCCCGGGCAUGGCAGCAGGCAAUGGUUCCGCGGCGCCGUGGAAGAAGCCAGCGGCGUCGACUGAGACGUCCAGUUCGGGAACCCCUGCAAGCUCGAGGCCGUCCAGCUCAGCGGCUGGUAGGCCCCCGCCGCCUGUCGCAGCGAAGCCUAAACCUGGUCCGCCGCCUGUCGGUGCCAAGCCCGCAGUCCCGAAGCCUCCUGCGAAACCGCCUGUGCCUUCUGCUUCCAGGCCAGGUGCGGCCCCUGCUGCUCCGCCUCGCCCAGGAGGAACUGCGAAGCCCAAUGCAGGAGCUGCAGGUCAGAUGGACUUGGCAGCCGCUUUGGCCAGGCGCGCUCAGCGGAUGGCCGAGUGAGCGAGCGCUACAGCUAUCAACGAUGUUCAGAGAUUCGAUGCUCUAUACCGUAUGUAGACGUAGAGUGAGAAAAGGAAGUGGAUUAGAACAGGUUACAUGGAGCUACGGGACUUGAUUCCGGCGUAAAGGACAAUGAAGUGAUUGUGUGCUGCCGAGCUAAGGGAUGACGAAGGAGAUAUGCAGGGGUAUCAACAAAACUGAACACUUUAUCCGACGUACGGUAUCGUUCGGUCGUAACAGGGGAACAUAACAAAAACACAAAAGCAUAAUAUCGAACCUGCGAACGCGCGAAUGCAAAUGCACCGAUUAGAAAGGCGAAACUUAUGAAAGUGUUACUGUGAUGGGCGGAAGAAGCGCAGGGGGUAUGACGUCGGGGUAGGGGUCCAUCAAUGCCUCGACCUCGCCUUCAGAAUCCAGGUCGUCGUCGUCGUCGUCCGGUACAGCGACACGCGACGGUGUGAAUGGUCGGCGGUGGGCGUCGCCCUCAACAUCCGAGUCGACGUCCGUCGCCGCGUCUCGCGUAGAGAGCACUUCUGAGACGUCGUCUCCCCGCCUCCAAGUCCGUACCUCCUCCGCACUGAGCACCGUUGGCCCUGCUUCUUUAAAAUCGGCGGGCGUCGUUGCCAGCGCACGCUUGCCGCCCUCGAUAAGGCUGUCCAGCAGCCCCUUCACGCGGCGGUAUGUAUCGUCCUGCUGUACGAAGCUUUCCUCGG